This is a messenger RNA of Crotalus tigris (Tiger rattlesnake), 5156 nucleotides long. It is a transcript of the gene ARL8A, whose product is annotated as ADP ribosylation factor like GTPase 8A. The record is from RefSeq and is a predicted model, not a curated record. Gene Ontology annotation, cellular component: lysosomal membrane. The transcript is spliced from 7 exons. The coding region runs from base 495 to 1055 and encodes 186 amino acids. NCBI's taxonomy places the organism in Eukaryota, Metazoa, Chordata, Lepidosauria, Squamata, Viperidae. Gene Ontology annotation, molecular function: GTP binding; GTPase activity. Gene Ontology annotation, biological process: anterograde axonal transport; protein transport.
UUAAUUUAACCAUGAUUUAUUCAAUUAACCUAAUUUCAGAAGGUCCCCAUACGCCCGGUAAACCAUAAAUUAAUCACACGGCUGGCUUCACACAAUCCGCUGAAACGUGACUCGUUGGCGUGUGUCAGACGAACGCCAGCCUUCCUCAGCCAUUGGCUCGGGCGGAUCUUGAGCUUCUACUGCAAAGCAAAGUAGAUCUGACGUCCGACUGCGUCCUAGGCCUCGGUAGGAGGAAUUGAGGUCCUCGCCUCGGCGCGCAGUCCUCCACUUCUCUAGAGGCCACUGCUGGGUUGGGCGCAGAAACCGUCGAGAUUAGCGGCUCCACCCCGGCCGGAGAGCUGCUGACUGACCCCACCCAUUACCGCUGCUGAGCGACUGGAGCCAGGCGAGCGAGACCCCGGCGGCUGCAGCGGCAAAGCCGGAUCGUUCCGGGGGAUAAUAAAGGCGCUGGGCCUGGCUGCGCUGAGCGAUCGGGGCCGGGAGUUGAAAGCAGGAUGCUGGCGCUCUUCACGAAGCUGUUGGACUGGUUCCGGGCGCUCUUUUGGAAGGAGGAGAUGGAGCUGACCCUGGUGGGGCUGCAGUACUCGGGCAAGACCACCUUCGUCAACGUGAUCGCGUCUGGACAGUUCAAUGAAGAUAUGAUCCCAACAGUGGGCUUCAACAUGAGGAAAAUCACCAAGGGAAAUGUAACUAUAAAGCUCUGGGACAUUGGAGGUCAACCUCGUUUUCGUAGCAUGUGGGAGAGAUAUUGCCGUGGUGUUAGUGCAAUAGUAUAUAUGGUAGAUGCUGCAGAUCAGGAGAAGAUUGAAGCUUCAAAGAAUGAACUGCACAACUUGCUUGAUAAACCACAACUCCAAGGCAUUCCUGUCUUAGUUCUUGGGAACAAGCGAGAUCUGGUUGGUGCCUUGGAUGAGAAAGAGCUCAUUGAAAAAAUGAACUUGUCCGCCAUCCAGGACCGCGAGAUCUGUUGCUAUUCAAUCUCUUGCAAAGAAAAAGACAACAUUGAUAUCACCCUACAGUGGCUUAUUCAGCAUUCAAAGUCCCGGCGAAGCUGAGAGCUCUUUGUCCAAGUUUUGGAUCAGGAAGAUGCAAUUGUAAAAGCCAGGCGCACCUCCUCUUUUCUCUUUUCCCAUCUCCUGCUCUUUCCAUCCCUCUUGCCCACUUCUUUUUCCCUAGAUGGGUAUUUUUAGGGGACACCAGAACCCUCUUCUGCUGAGAUUGAACUCCUGUUUUUAUUAUAAAGAAACUGUCUGCCUCCUCCUCUCUUUUGCUCCUUACUCUGAUUUUGGCACUGUUCUGUUGUUGUCAGUGUGUGUACAGUAUAUAUAUAUAUAUAAAUAUAUGUAUAUAUAUUUUAAUUUUUUAAUUUAAGCAAUUAUACUGUUACUAAAUGGGGCCUGUCAGCUGUCAAGGGGGCAGCAGCUAAUGGAUGGGGUGGGAAAGUAACAAAUGCAGUAUUGGGGAUGUCACAAGCAGCCACAGAACAAGUGGGAUCUGGCUGGGUACAGAGCAUAACUUUGGGUGAUACUUUCCCUGCAAGAUAACUCUCUCCUUCCAUCUUUCGCACUUCUUUUGUCCUUCUGUAUAUGGCAUGAUUAAUGGGGGGGGGAGGCAUCCCCAGGAGAGCCUCCUAGAGCAGUAUUCACAUUUAAUCGUCUGUGCAAGACUUUAGGGAAGAGCCAACGCAAGUUUUUUCCCCCUUUGCCACUAAAUCCUUGGAAACAGUGGCCAGUUUGGCUGUUUUCUAGCAGGCAGGAGGCGCAGCUCUUCGAUCUGAGCUUUAAAUCUCAUUCACCUUGCACUUGAAGAUACAGAGCACCAUCUCUUGCUGCUGCUGUGUACCUGAUAUAUGCUGGAUGCAUUCCCUCUCUUUGAAAACCUGUAAGGCAGCUUUCUUUGCAAGGAUCAGGAUAUUUCCCUGAAUGGAAGUAAGCAGUGAAUAGUAUGCAUCCUGUAACUAUGCAGAGGACCUAGAAUUCUGGUGCACUGCCAAAAUGACUAAGUUUGAAUCGCCAGCAUUCACUGAGUCCAUGUUUUAGACUGUCUCCUCCCUCAGACCUUUGUGGAUUCUUGAGGAACAGAAUGACUUAUGCAAAGGUUCCAUUCAAAAGCCUUUUGAGCAAGACAGAGUUCAUAGGAUGGUUCACUCAAAGCGCAGACCUUAAUUGAAUUCUAGAGCAGGAAAGGUAUGUAGAAAAGGCUAUCUUUGCUCAGAGCUCAAGAUGAAGCUGUAAGAGCCAGGACUCUUUCUCGAUGUCCUUUAAGCUUAUAUCCCUCCUCCUCCUUCCACCAGUGCACGCAGAGGUAUGGAAACUUUGCUUCUCAAACUUAGAGGUGAAGGUUUAGGAUAAUCGAGUAGAAGAGGGAAUUUCAUUCUGUGGGUUUUGUGUAAGAAAUCCCUUGGAUUAUAGCGUGCUUGGGUUUCUGGCAAAGGCCAUGAUAUUCCUGGCUAAGGGAGGUCAGACUAAGCUACUGCUCCUAUAUCUCUUCUCGACUCACUCUAGGACUUAAAAGCAGCUGCAGAAAAGUUCAGGAAGUAAAGCUAUGAAAAAUAUUUCAAGAUGCGAUAAGCUAAUACUGUUCCUUAUAAAGAUAGUUGAUGCUGGUGGGUGGCUAUAUCUCUUUCUGUCCCAUGUAAGCUAAGGACAGGUGUAAAGUCGCAGGGCCCAUCCUGCCACGAGCUGCUUCCCUCAAGAGGGGAGGGUGUUUUCUAAUUUCAUUUUUUCUCUUCUCCUCAUUUUCACAGAACUGCACAUGAAAGCAUUUUACUUUUUUAAUUUAAUCAAUUGUAUAGUGUCAUUUAUUCCUUUUUUAAAAUACAUUUUUGGCUCACACUUUGACCUCUGGAAAACAAAUCUUGUAACAGUACUUUUUUGGCUCAAAAUAACAAUAAAUUAACAAUUUUAUGUUGGUGGUGGUUGCACUGUUACCUUUUUUCUUCAGGUGGUUUGUCCAUACUUCCUUUUCUAUGCUGUAUCCGAAGACUUUAUUCUUCUGAGGGUUUUUUCCUAUUGCGGAAGAGCAAAAAACCCUCCAUUGUCUUGAAAACAGAGACCACAAUAAUAAAUAAAGGAGUGUGUUACAAAUGUUACAAGUGUCAUUCUAGAAAGGUUAGGAAGGAACCAAGCUAAGCCUCUUCUGAUAAAGAUGUGAGGCUCUUCUUUUUGGGAUACUUCAGUGAGACUUCUGCAACAGAAUAUUCUUCAGGUCGAUCAGACUAUGAUUCCCAUUAUUCUCAGCUAACUUUCUCAAUGACCAUGGAAAUAGUAGGCCAAUAAGGGGGAUAAAUCUGAUGUUAAGAAACAGAUGUUUAGCAGAGACAGCAAGAGAAUAUUUGAGCCAAUUAAUAAAUGGCUUCUUACUUGGUGAUCAGGCAUUGCUGUUAUCUUAGAUGUUUUUGCCAUUUUGCCAGAAAUUUGUUUGUGUUCCUUUAGACAACACAAUAGUGUAGCUCUAUUUCUAGAAUAUAACAUAACUUUUCUCUUAUACAAAACUGACUGGAACACUCUAAUAAAACUUUAUAUUUUGACUUUAGUUUAAAGAUAUUUUAUUUUUCAAUUUCUGAUCCAUGAUAACUUCAGCAUUUUAGAAUCUAGUUCAGGAUCAAUCCAAGAAGCUAUAUUGUAUAACUAAUUGGAUAUCUCUGGAAUACAAAGAGGAAUGGUCUGAGCAAGUGCUAAAACUAUUACCCCAGCUAGUGUUAUGGGAGUUUUUAUGUAAAUAAAAAAUAUAUCCUAGCUCUGUUCUCUCCCCCCCCCCCAACAUAAUGCUUUCCAGUUGUUUUGGAUUUCUGUAGAUCCUCUGUCAGCAUGAUUGGCAUGUUUCCUCUUGGGCUGUAAGUAAAUUUUGAUUUGAAUUGAGCAUGAUUAGCUGCUUUGAAUUUGGAUUAAUCCCCCAGUCUAGUAUGCCACUGAAUAGCCACUGAAAAUCCCAGUGCAUUAUCUGUUUGCAUUUUUAAGUUAAAUCUCCAAAGAAUCUCCUAAUUGGCUUGUGUUGUUGAGGAAACCCCUACAACUUGCCAUGGAAACCCUGCUUUCUACGAUGGAUUAUGGGAUACAUUUGACUAUAAAUUCUAUCUAUAUAGUAGUCAGAAUUAACUGCCUUCUCAUAUCACCUAUGAAUAUUCUAGUUCAUGUCCUCUUGUAGUGAUCUAUAAAUUGAACUGUAGGACUGCCAGUAGAAACAGUUUCCCUUUCAGUGAUGACACCUUGAUUAUGGAACUCUUUUCUACUCUUGGUCUUGUUAUAAUCUUCACGCAGCAACUGCUCAUGUCUUCCAUACAGGGCCAUAGUUAAAACUGCUGCUGUCUUCUUACCCUUAUGCACUGUAGAGAUCAGGGCAAAAUGACAGUACCUCCCACAUCUUGUGAAUUACAGGAAUAUGACUGCUUUUUUAAAUCUUAUGUCAGCAGCUAUGCAAAUCAUGGAACUGUUUCUGCCAUCUCACCCUUGUAUACUAGGAUCAUUCGAGAUUCUUUUUAUUCCAACAGUAACAAGUCUGAGCGAUCAUCUUGGAAAUAGCUGCCCUGUGUAUUUGCAUGCUUUUGGGGGGAGGGAGACGGGGAGGUUGAAUUGAAUGAAGUUUAUCCUUCCUGAUUUCAACUUCUUUGAAAUGCUUGCCCUCCCCCAGUCUGCAGUAUUCCAGGAAGGCUUGGUUGGUCUCUUUUUUCUACCCUCCAUUCCCCACCCCCAAUGUUCUGACCAACCAGGAGCUGUGACAACAAGCCCAGCAUUGUUCUUGCUUGGCCCUUGCUCAGAGGAAGCCAGCAGGGAGAGGAUAGUAUGAAUAGGAGCUCCCAUCCAUUCCCCUGUUAAACUGCUAGAUAUUCAGGUCACACUAGUGCUUUGGCUGCACACCCUUCAACCAUCCUGGUAAGGCUUGGAUCAAGAGUCAUGAAUCAAGACAGCAGCCUCCUCUCACUCUGUAUCUGUGUCAUAAUUGUUCAGUCUGGCUUCAGUCACUUGAAAUAUUUCCAGCACAUGUUGGUAACAAUUAUACGUUAGCUUUCAUAUAUGUAGCGUCCUGAGUUUUUUUUUUAAACUGGAGGGGCUGUUAUUCCCACCGGCCCUAGUAGCUUUGUUGUUGCAGAGAUGGGAAUUACAGUCCAGCAUCAUCGCUACCACUGAUGCAAAUAAAAAUGGUUGAGUCAAAAAAAA